This is a messenger RNA of Morone saxatilis (striped sea-bass), 1438 nucleotides long. RefSeq names its product osteocrin (gene ostn). The transcript has 4 exons. The coding region runs from base 14 to 418 and encodes 134 amino acids. Gene Ontology annotation, molecular function: signaling receptor binding. Lineage: Eukaryota; Metazoa; Chordata; Actinopteri; Moronidae. The record is from RefSeq and is a predicted model, not a curated record. Gene Ontology annotation, biological process: hormone-mediated signaling pathway.
GUUGUUGUUGCAGAUGCAGUUCUGUGGCUGUUUGCUGUUGUCCUGCCUGCUGUCCAUCACUCUGCUCCACUGCGGCGCCGAUGCCUUCAGGGUCCAACCCGCUCAGCACGUAGACCGGCCCGCGUCCAGGUCUUCGGCGGGUCUUCGUCCCAGAGGGGCGAAGGCGGGGGAGGAGCUAACGGCGAAGCUGCUCCGAUUGGACGACCAGGUGAGGAUGGAGAAUGACGUCAUGGAGCCAAAGAAGAAGAGGAGUUUCCCCGGCAACAACGCCCCGCUGGACCGCCUGUCGGUCAACUCCAUGGAAACCAAACAGGGGACCAACAAGCAGAGCAAGGUCGUCGAGUCGCCGCGCCGACGAGUCAAUCCGCCUCCCAUUGACCGGAUCGGAAUGGGUCGUCUACCGAACAGCCGAGGAUAGACCACGCCCCCUCCCUCUGACAGCCCACCCCCUCUCUACAGCGCCCUCCUCUGGACAGAGGAUUCACCAGAUGCAUGAAACAGCCAAUCACCUGCCGAGCCACGCCUGUCAAUCAUCCACCUUCACUUCACCUGGACACGCCCCCCCCACACACACAGCGCUGAAUGUUUAACGAUGGUGCAUUCAGGUGCAGUUUGGUAAACGUAUCACAUAAGUCUGAGAAGUCAGGACCAAAGCAGCGAUACAAUGAAGUCCGAUCGAUUGAUUAUUGAUCGGAAAGUCUUAAAGAGAAUCUAAAACUGAUUUUAGUCACAUUGAAACUGAAGAGUCGGCUUUUAGAUUCUUUAAAAACUUCCUCAAAUGUUUAAAUAAAGACAAACGUUGUUGUUCACAUUAUGAUCAGGAAAACCGCCUUUAUUUUAUCUUUUUUUUUACAUAAAUCUCAACAUGAAAAUGUGUCUGCGGCAUCGUAAAGCGUCGCUAACAGCAACAUUAAAAACAACUUCCCACAAUUGAACUUCACAAAGUUUCACCACCUAUCACCUGAAUGCAUCAUCAGCCCCCCACCUGUGACUGGAGGCGUCCGCCGCCUCGACUGAACAUGUGACACGACUUGACUCUAGUUUCUGCCUCAGAGUAGUUUUUCUCCAGCGGUGCAGCCGGUCUGUUUACAGCAGGACGACACGCUGACAGACGUCUCCACCGCCAACCAACCAGCACGCCGCCGCCGCCACGGUGGCUGAAAGUUUAAGUUUUCUUUGAGCAGCUUCUAGUGACUGUCUCGUCAGUGGGAGUUUUAUUUUGAAAAUUGACCAGAUUCUCUGUUUCUGUCCUGAUUCUAGCGCAGUAAUACAUUGUCCUGUAGCACAUUGAUAUUUGAGUCAGUUUUGACCAGUACUGUAGUUACUGCGCUUCUCCUUUGUUAGGCAGCGUGCUCUGUGGAAUUCAGAGGAAGGAUGUGGUUAGCGUAGCUUAGCAUAAAGACUGGAAAAAGUUCAAAAACACACCAGUGACCAUAAA